Molecule: messenger RNA, 724 nt
Organism: Owenia fusiformis
Lineage: Eukaryota; Metazoa; Annelida; Polychaeta; Sabellida; Oweniidae
Source: the annotation of a GenBank genome assembly
AAUUGACCUCUGAACAAAAAUGCCGUCUACAAGUUUGGUUCGUCAACUUAUGCAGUUUAUGACGAAGGAGAGGGGGUUUGAUACAGUUAUGAAAGGUCUCCGUGUUGUGUCUGCAGGUAAUGGUAACUGUGUAUGUGAACUGACAGUAACAGAAGAUGAACAGAACAGAGGUGGAAGUUUACAUGGUGGAAUGACGGCAACUCUGGUAGAUGUCGUCUCGACAUGUGCUCUAAUGACCACCGAGAGACAAGUCGCUGGGGUCAGUGUUGAUAUGAACAUAACAUAUAUGAAAGGUGCUAAGGUGGGUUCAGAGAUUGUGAUUGAUGCAAAGACACUAAGAUGUGGAAGCACCCUAGCAUUUCUAUCUGUUGAUAUUACACAUAAAGCAGAUGGGACUUUUGUAGCUCAGGGUCGACACACAAAAUUUAUAGGCAGUAAAUCUAGUAAAUAAUAGCAAGUCAUGUGUACUGUACAGCCAUAUUUAUUUUUGAAACAAUGGUUAUUAAUUGUGUAUAUAAUAUAUAGUGUUCAAUUAAUUAUUGUGCCAAUAACCUUUUACUUUAUUUGUACUUAAUUGUUAUGACCUAUGAUUUGUACUGUAUAUUGGGUUGAUUUAGCACCUGGUUUAUUUUGGUGAUUUGAAAGAUUUUCUAAAUUACUUGGCACUUAGAUUUGAGCCCGGAAUUGAAGAUGAAUCCCUAGGAAUUUCAGACAGUGUAUAUGG